Molecule: messenger RNA, 3701 nt
Organism: Anopheles aquasalis
Lineage: Eukaryota; Metazoa; Arthropoda; Insecta; Diptera; Culicidae
Gene: mus301
Product: mutagen-sensitive 301
Molecular function (GO): ATP binding; nucleic acid binding
Source: RefSeq, a predicted model, not a curated record
ACUUGCGCAUCGAAGAAUGCCGUGGAGUUAGUAGCCUUUUUUCGUGUAAUUAACCGCUCAAUCCGACCACCAUCAUGUCGCGCGGCUUCCGGGUUCCUGCACAGUUGCCAACGAAACCGCGCAAAGGAUUGCUCCCACUGGAUCACCGCCCACAACUGCCACCAACGAGUCCCUCCGUGUUCCGGGCGCCGGUUGCGGUGCGCACCGUGAAGCGCAAGGAUGAUUCGAAAGUGGCGCAACUCAUGGAGCUCGACAACACGCUACUCAAUGCCGUCGACCUGGAGAACAUCGAACAGCAGGCCAUCGCCCGGAAACCAGCUUCCCCGAGAAAUGAGCCUUCGAAGGCCAAGUUUAAACGAUCGCUACCGGCAGGAGCUGAACCGAAGAUACUGGCCAGUACGCCUAAACGGCGGAGAUCGAGUAACGGUGGGCGCAAGAUUUACGUCCUGCAGAUGAGCAUGGAAGCAGAGGCAGCAGGCGAUGCACCACCAGCACCGGCAGCCAGUGAUGAGAGCAACGCUGAGAACGAUCCUGCACGUGCUGAGUCGUUGUCGAGGUUACGUCGUAGUACAGCGAGCUGCGAGGAAGAUGACGACGAUGAGGAUCUGUUACCGUGCGGUCAGGAAGUAGUCCGUAACAAUGAGACGCUCAACACCGAUGACAUCAUACGGGAUAAGCUGCGCAAGCUGGGCACCACCCGGAUUAACGCAACGCAUAUAGCCAGCCAGUUAGCUGCCCUGGGCGAUGAGGUGUUUGAGGUGUUUACGAAUCCUGCCAUCUGCUCCCAGUACAUGCGGCUCGAUCAAUCGGUGCUGGAAGAAGGUGAAAACAAAGCGGAACUCAUCCGGUCCUCCCAAACCAAUGGAGACGAUCGAGAGCGGAUGGCACGGCGUGUGUCAACCGAGGAUGAACCGCCCAUACCACACAAUCUCUCCGAUGAGCAACGGAAGCUGCAGAUAAAUGCGGUCGAACGGAUCUUUGCCGAUUGCGAGCGAACGCUGCACGAUAUGACGAAUCUCGAUCAGAUGGAAGCAGAGACGAUAGAGAUGGCAGCGGUAGAGGAACGGCCACAACCGCCAGCGCUACCAUCAAAGCUGUCCAACACACUGGCGGCCAUCGAUUGGGAUGAAGAGAUCCAACAGAACACCGUUAAACCUCGCGUCUCAUCGUUCUUCCUCGAGAAGGGUCCGUUCUAUGGGUUGCCGUCGUCGGUGCGCCGCAUUCUAAAGGAUUUCCGCGGUAUCGGGGAGCUGUACGAUUGGCAACGUGAGUGUCUCGAGCUUCCGGCGAUCCAAGAACGCCGUAAUCUGAUCUACGCCCUACCGACGAGCGGUGGCAAGACGCUGGUAGCGGAGAUACUAAUGCUCCGCGAGGUGCUGUGCCGGUUGCACAACGUUAUCUUCAUCGUGCCCUACGUUUCGCUGGCACAGGAGAAGAUGAUCGCACUUAGUCCCUUCUCGAUCGAGCUGCAGUUCCUGCUGGAGGAGUACAGUGGUGGCAAGGGUCAGUGUCCUCCUCGGAAGCGACGCAAGAAAAACACGAUCUUCGUGUGUACGAUCGAGAAGGCGAUGAUGCUGAUGGACUCGCUGGUCGAGGAAUCACGCGCCAACGAGAUCGGUAUGAUCGUGAUCGAUGAGCUGCACAUGAUCGGUGAACCACGGCGCGGUGCCUGUCUCGAGAUGCUGAUCACCAAGGUGCAGGCACUGCGUGCGGGCAUUCAGAUCGUCGGGAUGAGUGCAACGAUCGGGAACCUUAACGAGGUCGCCCGUUUCAUGCUGGCCGACGUGUACUGCCGGGACUUUCGACCGGUGGAGCUGCAAGAGUAUGUGAAAUGUGGCGAGGCACUGUACGAGGUACGUGGUCAGCAGGGCCACGGUUCACGAAGCGAGCAAGUUUUCGGCGAGAAGCGAUCCCUCCGGUUCGAGGAUUACUCGGACGAACUGCGCCGCAUCGAUCCAGACGGUAUCGUGGGCCUGAUCCUGCAGGUCAUCCCGACCGGUUCCUGUCUGGUGUUUUGUCCGACGAAACGAAUGUGCGAGAACCUGUCUGCGAUGCUGGCAAAACAUCUGCCACCGGCUCUGGCGGAGCAUCGGGCAGAGGAGAAGGCAAAGCUGAUCAAAUCAUUAGCCGAAGAUGGUUCGGUGGCACCGGUUUUGCCUCAGUCGUUUCGCGUUGGAGUCGCUUACCAUCACGCUGGUUUGACGCAGGAUGAACGGCGUACCAUCGAGGAUGCUUUUCGGGCCGGAGUUCUGUCACUGAUCGUCUGCACGUCGACACUGGCCGCGGGCGUGAACCUGCCCGCUCAGCGUGUCAUCAUUCGAUCACCGUACAUCGGCACCAGCUUCCUAACGCUUAGUCGCUACAAACAGAUGGUGGGCCGAGCGGGACGGGCCGGAUUCGGCGAGAAGGGUGACUCGAUUCUCGUUUGCGCACAGCGUGACAUUCCGCAGGUUUGCGAAAUGCUCUGCUCACCGAUGGAUCUCGCGGAAUCAUCGCUCAUGGUGGACGAUCGUGUACAGUUUAAAUCGUUGCUCCUCAGUGCGAUCGGUCUCGGGAUCUGUGGGACCCGGGAUGCACUGCAAACACUGGCCAGUAGCACACUGCUGAGCCAACAAGCGGAACGCCGUCAGCUUGACCUGCACACGAUCACCGAUGAAGUGAUCGUACAGUUGUACCAAGGCAAUGCCAUCAAAGCUCGACAAGAUAGCUGCCUCCGUAAUCCUCCCAACAUGAUUGUGACGAUCAGUAUGGCCGAGGCGGAAGAACCGGCACCGGAACUGACAUUUGGCGAUUCCCACGGAGAGACACCACGGGCGGCGUCGUUCAUUCGCGUCCACAAGGAUCCGUCACAGCCCGGCAAACUGAUCAAAACGAUCGAGCGAAACAGUCAGCUGGAGGUAAACCGCCUCGGCAAGGCGGCCAUCCGCGGUGGGUUCGAUAUGGAGAAAGCGGUCCGAUACUAUGACGAGAUGCAGACACUCGGCAAGCGGCUCUGUGUGCUCGAUGAGUACGACCUUUUCUAUCUGAUCCUGCUCGAGGAUGGCCGCGAGGUGCACCUGAAAGUAGACGAACUGAUCGCACUGAUCAAUCAAAUGACGAGCGAGCAGCAACGUAUUGCCGAACGGUACGGCAUAGGAAAUGUACUGAUGACGAAGAUCCUCACGAGGCGCGCGAUUCCGGAUGAGCAGAUGCACAAGAUGCUUCGCUUCGUCCGGGUGCUGAUCGUGCACGAGCUGUGGCGUCAGACGAGCGUACAGGAGGUCGCCCAGCGAUAUCACGUCAACGCUGGCUCGCUGCAGACCCUGAUGAAUGGUACGGCUGGGACGGCCUACAGUUUGUUGCGAAUGUGCGAAGAGGUACCGGAACUGUGGGCCUUUAAGCAUCUACUAACCGGGAUCAUCGAGCGGUUAACGCACUGUUGUAAGCUCGAGCUGAUGCCAUUAAUGGAGCUUCCUUCGGUGAAGCUGGGACGUGCAAAGCAGCUGUACCGGGCUGGAUUCACAACGCUGGCUUCGAUAGCCCGUGCCAAGUCGAAGGAGCUGGUCGAAUCGGUCGAACACAUGAACUACCGGGCAGCUAAUCAGUUGAUACUGAGUGCGAAGGCCAAACUUAUGCAGGAAGUUGAUGCACUUCGCGAACAGGCGGAAGAGUACCUGUCGCAGCUGAAUCGUUAAACGAUUCGUGUUCACCGUUGUCGCGCC